Oncorhynchus masou masou (cherry salmon) is the source of this 2041-nucleotide messenger RNA. RefSeq names its product proline-, glutamic acid- and leucine-rich protein 1-like. Lineage: Eukaryota; Metazoa; Chordata; Actinopteri; Salmoniformes; Salmonidae. Bases 381 to 860 code for a protein of 159 amino acids. The record is from RefSeq and is a predicted model, not a curated record. The transcript has 4 exons.
UCUUCAGGAACAACAACUAUUUCAACCACCUCGGUAGCUUGCUAGCCAACAUAAAACUGAAACAUUCAGGAUUUAAAUAUGUUAAUGUUCAUUAGCUGAUCUCAGUGUUUAAAAACAUUUCUGUUGACGUAUUAACUGGUUAACUUGAACCUAAUUUGCUUGUUCAAUUUGCAAACUUGUUAAAGAUUGAUACUGAGCCAAGCCGCUAAUGCUACCUAGCUAGCAAACUAGCUAACAUCCCUGACCAUGAGUUCACUAAACUACUAUUCCCUGCUAAAGAAGAUGGCUACUGGUUCAAUUUGCAAACUUGUUAAAUAUUGAUACUGAGCCUAGCACUAGGUUAUUCGCUAAUGCUAGCUAGCUAACUAACAUCACUGACCAUGAGCUCACUAAACUACUCCUCUGCUAAAAUAGAGGAUGUCUGCCGUACGGAGAAAAAAGCUUUGGCGCUGAACAUUGUCGUGAAAGAAGAAGAGGAGGAUAUUACAGUGAAAGGAGAGAAAGAACCUUUCAGAAUUAAAAAGGAGGAAGAGGAGGCUGUUAUAGUGAAGGACGAAGAGGAUGAUGUUAUAGGAAAAGAAGAGAAAGAACCGCUUAGAGAGGAAGAGGAUGCUUUCUCAACAAAGGUGAAGAAGGAAGACGUUUUGGGAGUGAAAGAGGAAGAGACAGAAUAUCAGAUUAACACCAGAGAGACACAUGACUAUGGUGGAUCCUCUGGGGAGCCUCAACAACAUCCUGAUGCUGACAAGACAGAGAAGAGUCUCUCAGAUCAGAACACCAGAUGGACAACGCUAGCCCUUCCUCCCUCCCGGAGUCCCCGUGUCGUGCCUCUCCCGGUAGCACCUUACUGCUGGGUAUGAAGAGGUUGUCUGUGCUGCUGGUGGACUGCAGGAAAAUAACAGGGCUGAGUGGAACUGUGAGAGGAGGAGAAGAGAAGAAAGGAUCAGAUUUGACACAUCAAAGAGGAAAACCAAAUUUGGAGGAACCAGAGACGUCCAAACCAGCAAGACGGCACCUCUGCUCCCAGAUUGGAAAGCGUCUUACCAAGCCAGGAAGCCUGAAAAGACAUGGGAGGACACACACUGGAGAGAAGCCACACCAUUGCGCCCAGUGUGGACAUAGUUUUAACCAGUUAAGAAGCCUGAAAGCUCAUGAGCGAAUACACACAGGGGAGAAGCCUUACAAAUGCUCAGACUGUGGGAAGACAUAUUACUCAUCAUGGUCACUUAAAGUUCAUGUGAGAACCCACACAGGAGAGAAGCCUUACCACUGCUCCCAGUGUGCAAAGAGUUUUAGCCAGUUAGGAUACCUGAAAGCUCAUGAGCGAAUACACACAGGGAGAAGCCUUACCACUGUUCCCAAUGUGGAAGUAGUUUUAGCCAGUUAGGAAACCUGAAAGUUCAUGAGCGAAUACACACAGGGGAGAAGUUUUACCACUGCUCCCAGUGUGGAAAGAGUUUUAGCCAGUCAGGAAGCCUGAAAACUCACCAGCGAAUACACACAGGGGAGAAACCUUACUACUGCUCCCACUGUGCAAAGAGUUUUGUCUAUUUAGGACAUCUGAAAGAACACAUGAGACUGCACACAGGGGAGAAGCCUUACCAAUGCUCUAACUGUGAGAAGACAUAUUACUCAUCACAGUCACUUAAAGUUCAUGUGAGAACCCACACAGGAGAGAAGCCUUACCACUGUUCCCAGUGUGCGAAGAGUUUUAGCCAGUUAGGACACCUGAAAGCCCAUGAGCGAAUACACACAGGGAAGAAGCCUGCUCCCGCUGUGCAAAGAAUUUUACCAAAUUAUGAAGCCUGAAAAAACACAUGAGACUGCGCACAGGGGAGAAACCUUACAAAUGGUCAGACUGUGGGAAGACAUAUUUCUCAUCACAGUUACUUAAUCAUCAUGUGAGAAUCCACACAGCACAGAAUAAUUACUUAUAGUGUGUAAAUUGAUAUUUCACAUCACAUUGACUUAAAAUUCAUCAGAGAACAUACACAGUGCUCCCGUUGUCUUAUAUUGUUGACUGACAAUGUGUUCUUGUUUA